Arabidopsis arenosa is the source of this 1043-nucleotide messenger RNA. NCBI's taxonomy places the organism in Eukaryota, Viridiplantae, Streptophyta, Magnoliopsida, Brassicales, Brassicaceae. The record is from the annotation of a GenBank genome assembly.
CAUUCGUCUCAAACUCACUCAUCUUUCUCUCUCUCUCUCUCUCUCUCUCUCUCUCUGAUCUCUCUUCCAUGGACGAAACCAACGGACGAAGAGAAACUCACGAUUUCAUGAACGUCAACGUUGAAUCCUUCUCUCAGCUUCCUUUCAUCCGCCGUACUCCGCCCAAAGAAAAAGCCGCCAUUAUUCGUCUCUUCGGCCAAGAGCUCGUCGGAGAUAACUCCGACAACUUAUCCGCAGAAGCUUCUGAUCAAACCACUACUAAGAACGAUGAGAGCUCUGAGAAUAUCAAGGACAAAGACAAAGACAAAGAUAAGGACAAAGACAAAGAUAACAACAACAACAGGAGAUUCGAGUGUCACUACUGCUUCAGAAACUUCCCAACUUCUCAAGCCCUAGGUGGACACCAAAACGCUCACAAACGUGAACGUCAACACGCCAAACGCGGUUCCAUGACAUCAUACCUUCACCAUCAUCAUCAGCCUCAUGACCCUCACCACGUCUACGGCUUCCUCAACAACCACCACCACCGUCACUAUCCGUCGUGGACGACGGAAGCUAGAUCAUACUACGGUGGAGGGCCGGGACAUCAAACGUCGUCGUACUACUCAAGGAGUACUCUUCCUCAUCCUUCUUCUAACCCACCGACAAUCAACGGAAGUCCUUUAGGUGUGUGGCGUGUACCGCCUUCCACGUCAACAAACGCUAUUCAAGGCGUUUACUCAUCUUCACCAGCUUCAGUGUUUAGGACGCAUGAGCAAGAGACUAAGGAGCCUAAUAACUGGCCGUACAGAUUGAUGAAACCCAAUGUGCAAGAUCAUGUGAGUCUCGAUCUUCAUCUCUAACUUUUUCUUUAUAUUUUUUAUAUAUUAUCCAUCAUUUUAACUUGAGCUGUGAUGAGACUCGUUGAUCGGUGAAGCCAAUUCUUUUGAGAGUGUUGGAGAGAAAAAAAAAAGAAAACGAGAACCGGCUUGGUGUGUAGAUCUUGAACAUCUUUUUGAGGUUUUCACAUUCUGAGUUUAUAUUAAUAAAGGGAAUAAUAUUUU